AUGGGUGACGGACCGGCCAACCAAGGGCCUGUUUCCGUCCCCAGCAGUAAUAAUAACAACACCAAUCUUCCCACUUCUGGACCAGCAACCACACCCGCACCAGUUACGGGCUCCAGCCGCGGUGGUGUAACAUCAAACACGCCGACAACCUCCAGCGGCUUCCGCCACCAGGCCAUCCGCAUCCAAGAACCCUCCGAACGGCGUCCCCUUCUCCCACAGCGCGCCGCCUUCUCGCACAACCUCGACGCCAACGUCUUCUCCUGCCAGAGCUACGGCACCACCCCCGGCGGCAACAACAACAGCAACAACGCCAACGAUGGCGGCACUCCGGGCAACUCGGUGCACGUGCGCAGCCUCCCGGUGUACACGACGAUUCACCGGAUCCGGCGCGACAUCAUCUCGGUGGUGGAGGACUACCUCUCGUUGGACCAGCUGCGCGACGUGCGGCUCAACGUGUCGGUGAUCCGCCCGCUGGUCGACAAGCUGUACGAGCAGGACGACAUCUCCAUCGUCUACGCCCUGCUGGUCAACCGCGCCCAGUUCCUCAGCGAGCAGGCCCACCUCAGCAACCGCCAGAACGUCAACUUCACCCGCGCCAUGCUGUGCGAGCUCAUCGCCACCCGCAUCCUGCGCCGCUUCAACGAGGACAAUGAGGGGCCACGCAACUUGCUGGUGCUGGCGCAUAUUCUGAUUGCCGGGUUUGAGCCGUUCCAGAAUGCACCCGAGUCCGUCCGUGCCGAGGCCGGCGCGUCGAGUGCCCGUCAUAGGACGCUGCCUGCCCUGGAGGUGGCUAUUCUGAGUGAGAGUCGCGUGUUCCUGGCGAGUACCAGUUGUCAGAAGAUUGUCGAUGCCAUCUAUGAAGGGAGGGUGAUUUACACCCCCUCGACCUACAUGGACAUCAUCCCUGACAGGUACAAGCAGCGGCCCAUCUCGCUGUACAACCCCCGAGAGGCGCCGCUGCUCAACCACUACCGCCUGGUGGUGCCCCGGACGCGGAAUCUCCUCGAGAUGAUGCACUUUGUGGUGCUGCUGGCCCUGUACCUCGCCUUCAUGAGCGAGAGGGACGGCACGCGCAUCACCACCCUCGAGAUGUGUUUUACGUUCUACGCUCUGGGGUGGGUGCUGGACCAGUUUGCCACGCUCCUGGGCCAUGGAUGGGAUGUGUACGCUCAAAACUUAUGGUCCUUCCUCGACGUCACCUUUGCCGUUAUCUACUGGAUCUACCUGGUCAUCCGCAUUUACGGCUGGGGGGCUGGGAAGCCGGAAGCCGGGCAGCAGGCUCUCGACGUGCUGGCCAUGGGCGCCCCAGUGCUGAUCCCCCGCCUGGCAUUUAAUCUGCUCUCGGACAACUUGGUGUUCCUAUCGCUUAGGUCUAUGAUGUCCGAUUUUGCGCUGCUGUCGGCUCUGGCCAUCUGGUGCUUUCUCGGCUUUCUACUCUCGCUAGUUUGGCUGGGGAAUGGCCAUUUCGGCGCUGCGACCAUCAGCAAAUGGAUGAUUUACAUCUGGUUUGGGCUAGACGGGUCGGGUAUUCAACGUUCGGCCGACUUCCACCAAAUCCUAGGCCCUGCCCUCAUGGUGACCUUUGCCUUCCUCGGCAACACGCUCUUCCUCACCAUCCUAGUCUCCAUGCUCUCCACCACCUUCGGGCACAUCGUCAAUAACGCGCCCGCCGAGAUCCAGUUCCGCCGCGCCGUCAUGACCCUCGAGGGCGUCAAAGGAGACGCCAUCUUCGCCUACCCGCCCCCCUUCAACAUCCUCGCCAUCCUGCUUCUCGUCCCCCUCAAAUUCUGCGUCUCCCCCCGCUGGUUCCACAAAAUCCACGUCCUCUCCGUCCGCCUCAUCAACCUCCCCAUCCUCCUGCUCAUCGCCCUCACCGAACGCCGCUCCCUCACCCCCAGCCCCAACCCCACCGUAGGCAUCAACCCAAACACAGGCAGCAUCAGCCUAACCGCCGCCCUCCUGCCCACCCUUUCCCCCGCCCCGUCCCUCGCCCGCAGCAGCACCCUCUACCACCCGCCCCUCAAGAUCCGCCGCCGCUUCUGGGACCGCUGGCGCAUCACCGCCCACGGCGACAUCGCCACCGUCUUUGACGUGCCCCUGCCCGACGCUGUUUUGGCCUGA
Chaetomium globosum CBS 148.51 is the source of this 2121-nucleotide messenger RNA. RefSeq lists its product as uncharacterized. Bases 1 to 2121 code for a protein of 706 amino acids. The transcript has 5 exons. Lineage: Eukaryota; Fungi; Ascomycota; Sordariomycetes; Sordariales; Chaetomiaceae. The record is from RefSeq and is a predicted model, not a curated record.